Molecule: messenger RNA, 1931 nt
Organism: Pantherophis guttatus
Lineage: Eukaryota; Metazoa; Chordata; Lepidosauria; Squamata; Colubridae
Gene: TMEM252
Product: transmembrane protein 252
Source: RefSeq, a predicted model, not a curated record
AUUUGGGACUUCGGAACGAAAAGCUGGGCAGGAAUCGGAAGAAAACUGAAGGGAGAGGGAUUCUUUUUUCUCAUUGCUGGGAUCUUCUGGAGCACCUAUCACGAAGCCAGCAAGCACAACAGCUUGUUCCACAGCAUUAUACAUGGGAAUCCUAGACUUCAAGAAAGUCACAUCACGACCAUAGAUAGGCCUGAUUUCUACCCGCCCUCAUACGAAGCCAGCACCGCUCUGGGAAAGCAGACUUUCUCACUGCCAGCCUGCUCACUGGAGCCAAAGAGCUAUGCUUAUAACAUACCUCCACCUUUGUACACAGAAAGCCGCUUCGAAUUCAUUGAAGAAACGGGUGUUCAGGAACAGCAACCACCUUCCUAUGAAGCCUCUGUGCAGCAAGGAGCUACAGGGAACGACCCAACAUUUGGAGAGGCUUCUCAAGCACCUCAACCAUAGAGCAACUGCUAAUAAGAUGGGCUGUCCAAGGACUGGGGAAGAUAAGCCGUAUCUGUUCUUCUGGGACACAGACAAUGUUUAGACAUUGUGUGUAAAGACUUGGUGAGGAGGUGCGGAAAAGACAGUGCGGUUCCAUCACCGGUCACUGGGCACAGAUAAAGGAGCAUUCAGUGGCUGGCAAUCACUGGGCAAUGGGCACAGAUGAGGGAGCAUUCAGAAAGGUUGUGUCAGAAAUAACCUGGUCUUUGUGACCUGGAAUAAGCCAUAGUGUUGCUGGUUUUAGGAAUGAUGAUGAAUUCAGCCCAACAUUGUUGGUUGAUGGAUGGAAACAACUGGAUCUUUUUGAAGAUCUUAUGAUAGUUGUAUUCUGCCUCUAUUAAUCAAUGCUUGCAAUAGCCCGCACUAUCUUCUGAAUAGCAGCAGGCAUGGCAAGAGGCAAUGAGUAAAUGAAGAAAUUGAAAGUUUCAACUUAAGUGAUGAACAUGGGAAAUAUAGAUACAGCAAAGCAAGGUCAAUUACAUUAGCUUUCGUCAACUCAAUGUGUUUCACGUGUUUUGACUUCAACUUCCAUACUCUGUCAGACGUGCACAGUCUUUUGGGAACUAAAGUUCAACACAUCAGAAGAGCACCAGACUGGAGAAGGUUAUGUUACUGUAAAUAUCCUAUUCUUGGCAUUCAUAAGGGAGAUGAAAGGCACUUUCCAAAAUUAAACUCCUAAACUCUUUUAGUGUUCUGCAAGCUUUCCGCUGUACCAAGAGAUGAAGGCAUCCAGCUAAAACGACCAAAGAUUAAGGACUUGAUUUACCAGUUCCUAUUCUACAGUUUGAGUAAAAAACCAACAAAACACCCUUUGAUUUAAACUUUUACCAUUUCAUUGACAUUGGAUUUAAACAAUUUAUCUGACUUGUAGUUUGGCCUUGCUUUGUUUUUUUCCAUGUUUGAAUUAUUGUGGUACUAUUGUACAGUAUCUGGGAUACAGGAAACUAAGUUACAAUGGAGCCCGCGGUGACACAAAAAAUAUGAAGGCAGAGAAUACCCUGGAUAAAAUAGAUUGUAUUCUUAAUUCAGUAUUUAUUCUUUCUAAAAAGAGUAAUUGUAUCACUAUUGCAAUUAAUUAUUUUUCAUUAUGUACCCCUAUUUAAUCAACUUCACUACCUCUCAUUACUUUUGAGGGGAGGGAGUACAAUACAGAUAGCCCAUUGAAAAAAAUAGCCAACUCAAUGUUAGAGGUUUAGGCAAUUUCAGUAAGGUAAUUAGCAUUGGAAUGUCUUCCAUACAUAUACAUUUUAAAAAUAUCUUGGAAUUUUAGCAUCAAUUCUUUUUGUUAUCCCUUAGCAUUACAGGCUGAAAUCUAAUGAAUUACUUAUUAAUAGUUGACAUUUCUUGGUUAUAGCAACUUUUUUUAUUGUGUUCUGGGGCUAACUAGUUUACAUUGUUUAAUGCUGCAUUGUAGUUUUCUUGUAAUAAAGUUUUGUAAUGAAAUA